AGCAAACGUCGCUGCAGGUCUAACAUUUGCUAUAGUUCUUACAUUCGUCUAACAUCUAGCCUAUCUGAAUUCAUUCAGUUCAAACCCCAAGACUCUACUGAAAAUGGGUCUACUUACAGCCGCCGUAGCUGUCGCAGGAGGAGCCGGAGCAAUUGCUGCAGCUCCUGUAGUUCUAACAGCUGUAGGUUUCACUGGAGCUGGAAUUGCUGCGGGUUCGAUUGCCUCCUCAAUGAUGUCAGCUGCUGCUGUAGCAAACGGAGGAGGAGUUGCGGCUGGAUCAGUGGUAGCAGGUCUUCAAGCAGCUGGUGCUGCUGGAAUCCCUGCCGCAGCUCAGGCUGUUAUUGGUGGCAUAGGGGCUGCGGCUAGCACUCUUGGGUGGUUUGCUCUUAUUUAGAUUGUUCUUCAGUAGCUGCAGGUGAAGCCAUACAGUAAUCAUAAGUAUUGAAUAGUUUUUGUUGUAACAUUUUUUGUAACUAUAAAAUUGAAAAGCCAUAACUACAGCAUCUGAGAAACUGAUUUGAAAAUAAGUUUUGUUAUAAUUUGUCAUUAGGUGCUGCAGCAGGCGAAGCCAGAACUGUGGAAGUCGCUGUGAGAAUAGUUGAUACUGCCUGACAUGCCCUUCACUAUAUGAUAAAUUUCUAUUUAUUUAAUCAAACAUAUAGCAUUUAACUAAUCCACAGCCAUAAAUGUAGACAUGUACUAACUCCUUCAAAAUAUUACAAUAAAUCUAUAUUUCUUCACCUUUUACUUUAAACUUGUACUACAAAUAUUAUUUGCUCUUGUUAUAAGUUGUGUGGUAAAACAAAACAAUAUCUUCUUUUAAGCAAGAUGAGAUUCAAAUCCUAUCUUAAGAUGAGAGUUUUGUUUCUUGUCUUGGUAAAUGUUUUGGAACUGUUAAAAAUAAAUCAAUAAAUAAAUUGAUUACAUUUUUUGGUAAAGUAAA
Danio rerio (zebrafish) is the source of this 943-nucleotide messenger RNA. RefSeq names its product interferon alpha inducible protein 27.2 (gene ifi27.2). Gene Ontology annotation, cellular component: membrane. NCBI's taxonomy places the organism in Eukaryota, Metazoa, Chordata, Actinopteri, Cypriniformes, Danionidae. The record is from RefSeq and is marked validated.